AUGGAGCUGACUUUUUUGGUUGGAUCAAGCGGCGCGAAUAUUAAGAGAAGUCAAGCGCGUCGUGCGUGCAACUAUUGUCGCCACAAAAAGAAACGAUGCUACCAUAAUGAAGCCCACGAGGACUCACCUACUUCGACCCGCUCAAUGGGCAGCUCUGCCAUCUCGGAUGGCCAGAGCCCCCCAUCACAGAGAUCCAAACGUGAUCCAAUCACGCGGAGUCGAUCAGCAUCUCCUCCUCGAGGAAUAAUAAGUGGCGUCCAGCUUCAAAAUACAACAGUUGAAAUAGCAGCUCCCAAUGACUCAGAUGGGAGAUCAAUUACGGAGGCUGAAGAAGAGCCCCGUCGCUUCGCGUGCGAUUCAAAUCCGAUGGCGACGCUGUUGGAAAAUGACGGUUUACGGCUGCAGAAAGGUAAUUGCCAAAAAGGAGAUGUGGGAGCGUGGUUGAGCCCAGACGACUACUCCGUUGAACAGAGCGAAGAACCUUCGCGCUCUCUUUUACCCAAGGCAAGGCCGACAAGCCAGCAUGAUGAUGGCGUACCUUCCGAGCGCUUACCCCCCAAGAGAAGCCAGGAUGCUCUGUUAGACAUUUACUUUCGACGGAUUCACCCAGUGUUACCCAUUCUCGAUGAGACAAUGGUGCGGAAUCAAUACAAAGCAGAUACUCAACCUAUCUGCCUUGUUCAAGCAAUAUGUCUUGUGGCCUCGAAAGAUCCAGCUGCCGCCUCCUUUCUGUGCCUUGGGCACCAUGCUGAACCACUUGGUCUUGAAAGGUUUACCAGCGUUCUCUAUAAUGAUCUUCUGCAAAGCAUUCCCAGGCGCUCUGAGAGAAAGAUUCUCACAAUUCAAGUUCUGGCAUUGCUAUCACUUCAUGAAUGGGGAACGACAGGGUCUGAAGACUGUUCCUUAAAUUUAGCACAGGCUAUUCAUCAUGCACAAACUUUGGGGUUACACCUAAUGAGACCCGAUCAGCAUCCCCUGAAGUCUCCCAAGGCCCUUUUUUGGUGUCUUUGGAGUCUGGACCGAUGGAACGCUGCCAUGCACGGAAGACCGUUGAUGAUACAUGACGGAGACCGAGGCCAAGGGGUGGAUGAUGUUGUUUCAUCGUUUCCGUCUACAUUCCGAGUCUGGCUGAAGAUUGCCGAUAAACUGGGGGAGACAAUUCAUCAUUACCGACCGAUGACGAAAGAUACCGACCAGGGAGACCUUGAGCUUCCGUCAUUUGAUGAGCUUGUUGAACAGUGUGAAGCUUGGGAUAUGGACGCGGAUCAACUUGUGUCUCUUGAUUUUGUUUAUCAUUCUGUUGUAAUUUUGUCGACCCAUUCGAAAGGGCUGCAAGGGCGUCUACAGUCCCAAAUGUCAAACAUCCGACAAGAACAUUCGAUAUUGACCCUUGCAUCCCUCAGUUGCAAUCAGGAUGUCAGCGACUACUUUCCGCUGCCAAUGAUCGGUUACACUGUAUCAAUUGCCUUCUCGGUUACGUACAAACAGCUACGAACCACCAGGUCACCGUCGGUGCGCCAUAUCUCUCUAUCCAAACUUCGGCAUUUUCACCGAUGUCUUCAAAAAAUAAGUACCACGUGGUGGUCGGCGGCUGUGAUGGCUCGUCUUGGAAAGCGUGUGUUGAACAGCUUCCAGCCCACCAUAGAUCAGGAACGUUCCACAGAUCAUGAAAUCGAUAUCACCCGAUCAAACUCUCAGCCUGAAUUGCGCCAUACGUCGCAAAAUUCACUAGAGUUGAGUACCAACACACAGUAUCACUCGAAUUUCGAAGUUGGGGAAGCAUCGGGGGAAACAGAACCCGUGUCUGAGAGUGCACACCAUCUCAACAACACCCAUCUAGGAUCAAUCAACCAUUCCGAUUCCAAUGAUACAACGGCCGGUCCUUUUGGUUCCUCUGAAUUGGAGGACUUUGACUUGUUUUUCGACAAUUUUCCUGACCUCAAUUUCCCCAGCUAUUCAAACGAUCAGUUCCUGUCGAACCUUGACAUCGAGGACUUUGAACUUGUCACAGACAGAUUUUGA
Penicillium brevicompactum is the source of this 2022-nucleotide messenger RNA. RefSeq names its product fungal specific transcription factor domain-containing protein. Gene Ontology annotation, molecular function: zinc ion binding; DNA binding. The transcript is spliced from 3 exons. Gene Ontology annotation, biological process: DNA-templated transcription. NCBI's taxonomy places the organism in Eukaryota, Fungi, Ascomycota, Eurotiomycetes, Eurotiales, Aspergillaceae. Bases 1 to 2022 code for a protein of 673 amino acids. The record is from RefSeq and is a predicted model, not a curated record.